Molecule: messenger RNA, 5255 nt
Organism: Alligator sinensis (Chinese alligator)
Lineage: Eukaryota; Metazoa; Chordata; Crocodylia; Alligatoridae
Gene: EBF2
Product: early B cell factor 2
Exons: 16
Coding region: 436-2163 (575 amino acids)
Biological process (GO): regulation of transcription by RNA polymerase II
Molecular function (GO): DNA-binding transcription factor activity, RNA polymerase II-specific; RNA polymerase II cis-regulatory region sequence-specific DNA binding
Source: RefSeq, a predicted model, not a curated record
GGGAAGUGUCUGCGCCUUCCCGGUGUAGUGUGUAAUCGGACUCUCUUUAGCUCCAUUUCUUCUUUCUUUCACAAUUUAUCCCGAUUCCUUUUGGAUUAGACAGCCGUCAGUCCCCGUGUCUGAGAGGGAGGCGCGCCCUCUUCACAGCGAUCACUUUUGGACGCGGCUUCCUCUCGUGCGCUUGAAAGAUGACAGUACCAGGCGAGACUGAAUCAGCAUAACUGUACCUUGCAAGAGGAACAAACUUUUGAUCGUUGUUACUGUUCUUGAAGGCAUUGACAAAAGUAAUAAAUUGCGUAGCCUUUAACAGCUGAAGAAGUUGUUUCUGGAAGCCGAGCUCCGCUUUCUUGGGAUUUGUGUGUGUGUGUGUGUGUUUCCGUUUCCAAGGCUGCUCCUCUUAAGGAAACUAUUGAUAGUUUGGAAUAGACUUUUUAAAUGUUUGGGAUUCAAGAUACUUUAGGAAGAGGACCCAUUCUGAAAGAUAAAGCGUUAGGCUCCGAGAUGGACUCCGUCAGGUCCUGGGUCAGGAACGUUGGGGUUGUGGAUGCGAACGUGGCGGCACAAAGCGGAGUAGCCUUGUCUAGAGCCCACUUUGAAAAGCAGCCACCUUCCAACUUGAGGAAAUCCAAUUUCUUCCAUUUUGUCCUGGCUCUCUACGACAGGCAGGGGCAGCCGGUGGAGAUAGAGCGGACCGCUUUUGUGGACUUUGUAGAAAAUGAUAAAGAACAAGGCAAUGAAAAAACUAACAAUGGCACACACUACAAACUUCAACUUUUGUAUAGCAAUGGUGUCAGAACUGAACAGGAUCUGUAUGUUAGACUCAUCGAUUCAGUCACUAAGCAGCCCAUCACUUACGAAGGACAAAACAAGAAUCCAGAAAUGUGCAGAGUUCUGCUUACUCAUGAAGUCAUGUGCAGCCGGUGCUGUGAAAAGAAGAGUUGUGGCAACAGAAAUGAGACUCCCUCAGACCCUGUGAUCAUUGACAGAUUCUUCUUAAAAUUUUUCCUCAAGUGCAAUCAGAAUUGUCUGAAAACAGCAGGGAACCCCAGAGAUAUGAGACGGUUCCAGGUUGUGUUAUCAACAACUGUGAACGUUGAUGGACAUGUAUUGGCGGUAUCUGACAACAUGUUUGUUCAUAACAACUCCAAGCAUGGGCGGAGGGCGAGGAGACUUGACCCCUCAGAAGCCACCCCAUGCAUCAAAGCUAUUAGCCCAAGUGAAGGCUGGACUACAGGGGGAGCCAUGGUAAUCAUCAUAGGAGACAACUUUUUCGAUGGGCUGCAAGUUGUAUUUGGGACCAUGCUUGUAUGGAGUGAGUUGAUCACACCUCAUGCCAUUCGAGUCCAGACCCCCCCUCGUCACAUCCCUGGCGUAGUCGAAGUUACACUAUCAUAUAAAUCAAAACAGUUUUGCAAAGGAGCUCCGGGCAGGUUUAUUUACACAGCUUUAAAUGAGCCUACCAUAGACUAUGGUUUCCAGCGAUUGCAGAAGGUCAUCCCAAGACAUCCUGGUGACCCAGAGAGACUAGCCAAGGAAAUGCUGUUGAAAAGGGCUGCUGACCUAGUUGAAGCACUAUAUGGAACGCCACAUAACAACCAGGAUAUUAUUCUGAAGAGAGCUGCAGAUAUAGCGGAAGCUCUGUACAGCGUCCCCAGAAAUCCCAGCCAAAUUCCUGCUUUGUCUAGCUCCCCUGCUCACAGCAGCAUGAUGGGAAUCAACUCCUAUGGCAGCCAGUUAGGAGUCAGCAUUACAGAGUCAACCCAAGGGAACAACCAAGGUUACAUUCGUAAUACAAGCAGCAUCUCACCUCGAGGUUACUCAUCCAGUUCAACACCUCAGCAGUCUAAUUAUAGCACUUCCAGUAAUAGCAUGAAUGGCUACAGCAAUGUUCCCAUGUCUAACCUGGGUGUUCCAGGCUCACCUGGAUUCAUUAAUGGCUCUCCAACAGGAUCGCCCUAUGGAAUAAUGUCUUCAAGUCCAACAGUUGGCUCUUCUAGCACUUCUUCCAUCCUUCCAUUCUCCUCCUCUGUCUUCCCUGCUGUCAAACAGAAGAGUGCCUUUGCUCCUGUCAUCAGACCCCAAGGGUCUCCUUCCCCUGCCUGCUCUAGUGGCAAUGGAAAUGGGUUUAGAGCCAUGACUGGUCUUGUCGUUCCCCCGAUGUAAAGAAGAGGAGAAUUUCCCCUCUUUUUUCCCCUCCCUCUCUCAUUUUUCUUUUACAGCACAAAACUACUUAUUGUGAUGGACCACUGAAAAAGAAAAACAUAUAGCACUACAAGCUUUUUGGGGGGAGGGAAGGGGGGGACAUGCCCAGAAACACCACCUCCCCCAGUUUUUUAAGAUUGGACAAGAUACAAGUCUGCAUCUUUUACAUGUUCCAGAUAUCUUACAUAGCCACGUUAACUCCUAAAGCAUCAUGAACAAGGAAUCAGCCAAGAGCCAGAACGAGUGACAGUUGGGAAAAUGGGGUUAAAAGUACAAGGUCUUUCUUGACGAACAUGAAACCUUCCUAACAUUUGUAAAAUAUUGAAAAGGAGAAAGAAAUUGGCAAACAAUUCAAGCUUGAUAUUUUGGAUACUAUUUGUUUUACUUUGUAGGAAAAAAAAGUUGAAGUUUCUAUUUUCUAUGGAGCCUUUCAGAUACAAAUUUAGUUUAUGCAGAAAAAGAAAACCAACAAAACAGGGUACCAGCAUGGAAGAAUAUCUAGGACAAACUGAGAUGAAUGACGGAACUUUGGUGUAUGUGUGUGUUUGCUUAUAGUUUAACCUCUUUAAAAUGUAAGAUGUUUUACAAUUAUUUAAAUAAAUAAACUUGUAACUUAUUGUAUGUAGAGGUAGAAAUUAAGACUUUUUUGGACUUUUUCCUCCUGUUGUACAAUGAAGAAAAAAUGAUGCAAAAAUGUAGUGACAAGUUUAAGAGACGUACUAUUAUUGCUGCAGUUGCUCCUCACUUCUGUCCCCCACCUCUUAUUGAAUCAUGUGCAAGGAUGUAUAGGAUUCUUUCUGAUUAAGUCAUCACAAACUUUUAAACACAUUAUGGUAUAUACAAGUUAACAGUUAAUGUAUGAAUUUUAUCCACGUUUAUUUUUCCUCCACCUUUUGUUUCAGUUUAGGUUUUCAGGUACUGCGAAAAGGUGGGUAGUUUCAAAGAACCUAUCAGUAAAUGACUAGCAUCCUGGGUUUUGAACAAACCAGACUGACACAUGGUACUGAGAUAAUUUUUCAAAUAUCAACAUGAAUUGGGAGGAAGGGUUCUCUAGCCAAUUGUUUUCCAUGAAGAUAGGGCAGAUUUAGAAAGUUUGGUCACACUUUAUAUUAAGGGUGUAUUCAUAAUGAGUUAAUGCAUGAUAAACAGAUACAUACUUAUAUUUACAAUCCAGUAAGGUAUCUAUAACAUUGCUGAUAUGCCUGCAUCAGAAACUGGUAAAAAAUGGUAAGGUAAGUAUUUUCCAUGAAGAGUUCCAUAGAAACAAAAAUUUGUUUUGUUUGAAAUUUUGUGCAUGUCAAUGAAAAUGAGGAACCAAAAUUUUACAGUUUUUUUCCAUUUUCCAUUUCCUGUUUCAAAGUGGGAAGAUGAACCAGGGAGUUUGGAGGCCAGAAACAAACAAAUGAAAAAUGUGCAGUUUUCUGAAGGAAAAACCCAAUAUUUCCUUUUAAUUGAAAAGCCAUUUUUAUUGGAAAAAAACUUGAUCCAUUCUACUUACAGUUAUCUGUAAUAUAUACUAUUCAUGCUUGUAACAAUCAUUAUUUAACUAUUUAUAAACCCUUAAUACAAAGCAACACCCCAAAUUCUAUUUGCCCAUUCACCCAGUAAUUUUGCUUGAUGGGCAAGUAGCAUAAUAGUGUUUUCUGUGAUCAUUCAAUGUGAUAGAAGAUGAGCAAGUCCAUACUGGACUCUGAAUAGUAGAUGUGACAGUUUUGCAAUACUAAGGUAAUUUAUUAACACUUUGAGGGAGUGGAUUAGAAAGAGAAUAUAAAGCUUUUUUUAAAAUCAAUUAAUCAAAUCAUUCCAGGGUAAUUAGUGACUGAAAGUUGCUUGGUGUCCUGUGUGGGACUUUAUAAAUGUUAGUUUAGUCUCUAGCAGACAAACCUCUCUGCAUCUAAAAAACAGCACUGCAAGACCACAGUCUGCAGGCGAACAUCACUAACUUUUCUUGUUGAAAUAACCCAGUAGUAUCAAAGAAACUGAUUAGUUAUGGCUACAACAUCAUGCCAACAUUACCAUUAAAAUUAAAAAUGUCUUGAUUUUUCAUUAGAAGUAUUUUGCUAAAAAUUUAGCCUGUAGGUUGAUAAACAUUAAAGCUUAGAUGCAUAGAAAAUUGAUUUAAAUUCUCAGGAAGACUCAAGAAGAAUUGGGUCACUUAAAGCAAAUGCUUCUGAAAUUUUCCUUUGACAUAUAUAAAAAAUACAUAUUUAUAUGAGGUCUACCUAGUCACUUGAUUGGAAGAGCCAAGAGUCUGCUUUGGAAUCAAACUGAAAACCUUCCUAAAAGACUAGUUUGAGUACUUACAGGAAGAGACAUUAAUAGAGCUACUUAAUAAGAUGUACACAAAUAAAAAAGGACUUCUUGGUUUGAUCUCAGCUGAACAAAUAUAACAAAAACAUAGGAAUGAUUUAGGUGUGAAUUUUGCUCAUGCAUGCAAAGCAUUGCAAUCAAGGUGAACACAGAACUCGCUGGUAGCUUUACAGAGAAAACAUGCACAUAAAUACAAACAAUCACCAAGAAAAUGUUGACAAUGAAAUAAGAAUUUGCAGUGGCAAAAAAUGAAAGCAAACAAAAACCCCACAAAAAUAGUGUACAAAUUUGUGUGUAAGGAUUUUUAAAAAAUCAUAAUACAUCUGUCCCUCUUUAAUUAUUGCUGUUUAACAACUCCCUAUCAAGUUUCCUUUUUGCCACUAGAAUUAAAGAGUGUUGUGAUAGGCAAUUACAAAUGUUAUCAUGAUUUUAAAAGAAUAUGAUUUAUUCCAUUAUUUAUCUUGAUAUAGCAUCUUAUUUUCCCUAUUUCUUUGCACAUUUUCAAUAUGCAUGGGCUUUUUAAAGACCAUUCUCUCCCUCUUGUAAAUUUACAUUUAUUUCUCCCAACUGUAUAGUUUUGUUUUGUUUUUUUGCUUUGUCAGUUAUUAUAUACAGUAUGAAGUUGCUAUGCACAGAGCUUUUUGUAAAGAUAGCUUUUUUGUUUACUGUUUUUAAUGGUCCUACUUAUGGAAGAAUAUCUUGUUUGUAAAAUGAAUAUGUCUACUUCAGUUUUAAACUUUAAA